This is a messenger RNA of Aphidius gifuensis, 3668 nucleotides long. Its product is annotated as choline transporter-like 2. Gene Ontology annotation, biological process: transmembrane transport. The transcript is spliced from 5 exons. The coding region runs from base 808 to 2769 and encodes 653 amino acids. NCBI's taxonomy places the organism in Eukaryota, Metazoa, Arthropoda, Insecta, Hymenoptera, Braconidae. Gene Ontology annotation, molecular function: transmembrane transporter activity. Gene Ontology annotation, cellular component: membrane. The record is from RefSeq and is a predicted model, not a curated record.
UUUUUAUUGUUGUCCUUGUGAAUGACAAUGAACUGGCAUGUGAAUCUCGUAUCAUACUGAGUUACAUAACGUGUCUCUCUUUACUGUUGUAUAUUAUUUUUUUGUUUUAACAUUUAUUCAACUUGGCAUUACUCAUGUCUCGAGCAUGACCACAGUUUGACAUAGAUUUGUUCAAAGUGGAAGUUGGCAUGUAUCCAGUUUAAUAAUUCAAGUGUUAAUAUUAUCAUUUAUAAAACUUAAAUAUUCCAUUUAAUUUAAAUCUUUUUUUUUUUAAAUAAUAUAUAAUAUUAAACAUUGUUUUUAUAACAAUUUAAAAGUGUAUUAAACUUUGAUAAUUCAACAGGUUGCUAAAAAUAAAUACAGUAUACAUUCAAGAGAUGUGUACUUGAAUUUCUUUUGUUCAAGACGACGAUAAUAUAAAUUAUUUAUGAGUCAUCAUUUAAGUGUUAUUUUCAUAUUAUUAUUAUGAUUUUUUUAUUGUUAAUUAACUUAUAAAUUUGCAAUUGGAUAUUUAACAAUGUAACAGUAAUGAUUAUUACUGUUAUAUUAUUAAAUUAUAAUAAUUAAUAAAUAAAAUAUAAUAAUAUUUGAUGACCUCAAUUUUUAUUGGAUAUAUGAGGACAAAAAUAAUAAAUAUAUUUUUUUGAUAAAUGUGUCUAAUCUUUGUCACAAUAUAUGAUAACAUAAAUGACUCAUUCCAUUGUAUAGUCACGAGUACCGAAAAUACUGUUUUAAGUCAGUUGGUGUGUCUCACCACGUCUCAGGUUCAAGUUUGACAAUUAACUAAAUAAAUAUAUUUUUUUCAUCAUGACAAGAGAUGUUAGACGAAGUAGACCAACACCAGAAUGGAGAGGAAAAAAACGUUCAUGUACAGAUCUCUUGUGUCUUUUUUUAUUCUUCAUAUUUAUGAUAUGUUGGAUUGGCGUUGGUUAUUUUGCAAUUAAAAAAGGAAAUUUUGAUGCUAUUUUUAAACCAAAAGAUAGUAAUGGUAGAAAAUGUGGUAUUGAUAAUGAUGUAUUAGAUAAACCAAUUCUUGCUUUUUUUGAUUUAUCAAAAUGUGUAAAUUUAAAUUUAAAAUUUAAAUGUAAUACACCACAAGUAUGUGUUAAAGAAUGUCCAUCAGAAAAUUGGAUUUUUGAUAAGAAUAAAAGUAACAUUGAUGAUAUAAGAAAACAUAUAAUAUGUAAAAAUAAUAUUGAUGUUUCUAAAAUACAAACAAUUGAGGCUUAUGAAAAAUUAAUUAAAGAAGAUAGUUGUGCAAGUUGGUACUUGAAAAGUAAACCAAUUUUGCGACGUUGCAUUCCAGAUGGUAAAAUACCAAAAGAAAUUGUUGACCAAACAAUUAAAGACACAGCACUUAAACAUGUUAAAAGUGUCAUUGGAAAAUCUGGUAAAAUUUUUGACAAAAUAAUAAAUACAAAAUGGCAAUUAUUAUCAAUAAUGGUUGGAAGUGUAACACUGUGUUUAUUCACAAUAGUUGUGUUGCAAUGGAUUGCAUUACCUUGUGUUUGUCUUUCAAUUACUGUUCUAGUUGGUGCUCUUGGAUAUUUAUCUUACCAUUCAUUUAAACAAUCAAAAGAUGAAUACUCUGAUCAUCAUAAAUAUUGGCUGUGUCUUGCUAUAGCGGCUGGAGUAAUUGGUGCAAUAAUUGCCUUGUUAACAUGCUGUUUAUUUGAUCGUGUUCGUUUGGCUUGUAAAAUUAUAAAAGAAGCUAGCAAAGCUGUUAUGUCAACAAUAUCAAGUUUAUUUUUUCCAAUUUUUCCUUAUAUACUAUAUACGAUUAUUGCUGUAUAUAUGUUUCUAAUUUUCGUACAAUUAUACUCAAUUGAUGAAGAAUUUAAAAUUCAAAUUAGAAAGAAUGAUGGUAAAUCUUGUAUUUGUUCAAAUGGAAUUAAUGAUACAAGUGGUGCAUUAUGUUCACCAUAUGAAUUUAAACAAAAUUGUCUUGAAAAUGGUAAAGAAUGUUUAUCAAAAAGAUGUGUUAGUAUGGAACCAUGGUAUAUACCAUAUUUUUAUGGUAUUAAUUUGAUUGGAGCUAUUUGGUUAUUAUGUUUUAUAUCUGCUGUUGGACAGUUAAUUCUUGCAUCAACAUUUUCAUCAUGGUACUGGACAUUUUAUAAAGAUGAACUUGAUUUCUUUAUACUUUUAAAUGGAAUUUGGAUAACAUUUAGGUAUCAUCUUGGAACAGCAGCAUUUGGCUCAUUUAUUAUAACAAUUGUACGGUGUAUACGUUAUUUUUUGACAUUUUUACAAAAAAAAGCAUUAUCAUCAGAAAAUCCAGCUGAAGGAUUUUUCAAAGUAUGUUGUUGUUGUGCUCAAUGUUGUUUGAGUAUGUUGGAAAGACUUCUUAAAUUUAUCACUAUGAAUGCAUAUAUUAUGUGUGCAAUUUAUGGUAAAGGAUUGUGUACAUCAGCAUCAAAUGGACUUGCUCUUUUAGCAAGAAACAUUGCAAGAACAGUUGUUUUAAAUAAUGUUGUUGGUUGUAUUUUAUUUGUUGGUAAAGUUCUUAUAACACUUGUUGUUAGUGGUUUAACAUGGUGGUAUUUUUCAAAAGAUCCACAUUUUGAUAAUGAAGAUUUUAUAUCUUGGGUACCAAUUCUGGUUGUAUUUUUGGGUACAUAUUUUGUUGCUGAUAUGUUUUUUGAUGUUUAUGAAAUGGCUAUUGAUACAAUAUUUUUAUGUUAUUUACAAGAUUGUGAAAUUAAUGAUGGUUCACAAGAAAAGCCUUAUUUCAUGACUACGGGACUUGCUAAAUUAUUCAAGCACUAAUAACAUAUUGUUUUUGAGAAUAUUUAAUUAUAGCAUUUGUAAAUUAUAUAUUGAUAAAUAAUUUAUAUACAAUUUUUAUGUUAAAAUAUUAAACUAUUCAUAUAUUGAAAAAUCUUCCAUGAAAAAGAAAAAACCACGUGUUGCGACAAUAAAUAGCACAAAUAAAUAUAUUUAAAAUAUAAUAACUAGUUAAAUAAAAAUUAUAAAUUCUUAAUUUCAUUAAUUAUUACAAUAUUUUUUAACUAUUAUUAUUUUUUUUUAAAUAUUUUUUUAUUUAAAAAAAUUUUUAUCGAUAAUGCAUAUUCAUUUUUUUUUAAUAAAAACAAAUACUCAAAUGAGUUUAUCAGAUAUUCAAAUUUAAAAAAAAAAAAAAAAUAUAAAUAAUAAUUGGUAGAGAAAACCUGGUAUAUUUUUUGUGGAAAUUCGAGACUGUGCACGUACAAUAAAUACAAAAUAAAAGAAAAAAUGUUGAUAAGAAAAAUUUAAAAAUGUACUCAUCAGUGUACAAACUAAAGAGGAAUAAAAUAAAAAUGAAAAUAAUCGAUUUAAAAUAAUAAAUUAAAAGUAAAAAAAAAAAUAGGAUAAUAAAAAAAAAAAAUAAUAAAUAAUCGUGUUAACGAUUUGAGCUGGUUAUUUUGCCGGCAUUGUGAUUAUAUUUGUCAGCAAAAUGAAAUAAUAUGUAAACUAUUAAAAUGGAGAAUAAAGAUAAAGAGGAAAAUUAAAUUAAAAAAUUGAUUAAGAAAAAAAAAAGCAAGCAGAGUGACACGUCCUACUUGAAGGAAAAAAGAAAAAAAAAAAAAAAUUGUAAACAAGAAUAAAUAAUAAUUCACAAUAAACUUGAGAAAGAAAAAUAUAUCACUGGAUAUAAUUGAAUAUAAAUCAAGUCUAAUAAUGUAUAG